UCCCCUUGAUUUGAAUUUGAAAAUUUUUGCACAAUUUUUGUCUUCCCCUUCAUUCCUGCGGGAACAACAAGCCUGUGAAGACUGAAGAGAGAGAAACAAAACAAGAGUUUUGUAGAACGAGGGAGAGUAGGCUAGUACAGUAAAGUCGCCGCGCUCUACUUGAAUUCAAAUUCAUUUUUCCAUUUUUCUACUUUUAUAAAACUAAUCCCCAAAUCAUACACUGACACACACAUUAACAAAAACCAAGAUUCUCUCCUCCAAAACUUCAAAAACCCUCAAACCUAAAUACCCGCGCUUCCAAAAAAAAACUCAAUCUCAUUUCUUUCUCAUUCAUUUCUUCAUUAAUCUCAAAAUUAAGAAAUACCCAUCAAAGUUUAAUGAGUUUUCUACCAACCCUUUUCACCAAUUUCAGAUUCGUUUGAUUUUUUUGUUGAUCUGGGAGUGUUUCUUGAUUUUUGUCCCUUUUGAUUAUUUUGUUUCCUUUUUUGAAUAUCUUCAAAUUGAAGAUUUGGGUUUUUUUUUUUGUAAAAGGGUUGAUUUUUUUACUAUAAGUAGAUAAAUGGGUGAUGAUUUGAGUUCUCAUUGUGCUUUUGAGUCAUCCAAAAAGAUCCCACUAUCUGAUUCUAAGAUGGUGAUAGGUUUAAAGCGGCGCGGCGAGGAUUUGGAAGAAGACUCUCAUGUAAGCCGAAAGCAGAUUAAGAUUAGAGAUCUUCAAUCAGUUCUUCAAUCGGAAGUAAUUGAUACGAGCGAACCUGGAGCUUCUCAACUAGAAGAAACCGAGGAACAUAUGGACAUUGUAGAGACCCAAAGUUCGCAAGUUCUUGAUAAGAAUGCUGUUGAAAAUGCAGAAGCAAGACACUUAGAAGGAGGAUCGAUAAAUGUGUAUGUGCCUUUGGGUGACCGUAGUGGUUCUAUGCCACUGGACCUCAAUACUGAAGUGUGCACUGAUGAAAAUUCAGGUUAUAAUAAUGCUGUUGUGUCUUUAGAUGAUUCUAGAAAACAUUCUUCAUGUGCAAAAGCCAAAGGAAGCGUUGAGCAUAAUUAUCUCCAUUUGGGUGGCAAUCGCUUGGAUCUUAAUGUUGAAGAUGUUGCUAGUUCUGUGAAUCAUGAUUCUCUCUACACCUGUAGAUCUCAAAACGGUCCUAAGGUGAGGGAAACUUCUGAUAGUGGGAGAACCACAGGCCGCUUGGAUGAUAAAGAUGCUUUAAAAAAGUGGAAAGAGAUGAAGAAAAAUGGUUUUAUGUCGUCUUCUUAUGGUUAUGGAGGCAUUCCGCCACCCCCUAAGCAGCGUGGAAGGAAGGGCAAAAAUGAGGUGCUCAAGCAGAAGAUGGAACAAGCAAAGAAAGAACAGGUCGAUAGGUUUACUAAGAUUGCUGCUCCUAGUGGAUUGCUUAAUGGAUUGAACCCUGGGAUUAUAAAUCAUGUGAGGAAUAGUAAACAAGUGCAUUCCAUAAUUCAGGCACUUGUGAGGUCUGAGAAACGAGAAAAUCGUAGACAAGCUAGUGAGAUGAGAGCUGGAAGUGGAGAACUAAAUGAAAGAAUUACAGAACAAGGAUAUGUAAAUUUCACAGGGGUACAUGGAUCCGGUCUCUCUUAUGCAGUUUCAUCUUUCAGUUUAAUGCCAGAAAGCACAUUACCAUGCGAGAACCAGUUUUCACAUAAUAAUUCUGCCUUAUAUAAUUCGGAGGAUAGGAAUGGAUGUGGCGACUCAGUCGCUGAAGAGCAAAGGUGCUGUGCAAAAACAUCUUUUUUUUCAUACCCCGAGAAUCACAGUGAGGAUGAUAUACUUGCUCUGAAGUUAGCAUCAUCAACAAAGGUCACAGAAAGUACUAGCUGUGUUUCCAAUGAGGAAUCAGCGAAUGGUAGCAGUGUCGACACUCUUUCUGUUAAAGCGGCUACAGUAGCUUCUCAGUGGUUGCAACUUAUGCAUCAGGACAUAAAAGGGCGUCUUGCCGCCUUGCGUCGCAGUAAGAAGAGAGUACGUGCUGUUAUUACCACGGAGUUGCCCUUUCUUCUGUCUAAAGAAUUCCCUUCAAACCAGGAGAAUAUUCCUGAUGCCGUGAAAGAUUUUGCUUCUGGUUACCCUACUAAAGCAACAGCUGAAAUGCAUCAGUCUCAUUGGGGUAAAUUGUUCAACCAGAUGGACAGUGCUCUCUCCGAUGAAGAGAAACAGCUGGAGAGCUGGCUGAAUCGAGUAAAUAAAAUGAUGCUACACUGUGAUCAAGGUCUCCAACAUAUACAAUGGAGCACAAUUCUUGAGAUGCAGCAUAUGGGAAUGGUAGAUAAUGAUUUAAGAUCAAAGCUUAAUGAUCCGGAGAAUGAUCUGUCUGUGAGAGCAGCUGCAGCUUCUAUAUACUCGACGUGCAAUUUUCUAUCUUCAAGGGAAAAUGUCAGCUGCUGCUAAUCAUGCUUCACAACAGCUCAAAAUUGUUCGUUUUCAAUCAUACUUUUCUUUUCUUUACUAAUUCAAGAUCUUCUGAUCUCCAUGUGCAUUUACCAAUGUCCUCACUUUAUUCUCCGGCAAGAUAAUGAUUUUUCUGAGCUUAAUUUCAAUAUAGAUUUAGCUGGUGAUAUCACCAUGUAUUGAGUUUUUUCCCCGUAGAUGUUAGGUGUAGAAGCAGAUAUAAGUUUGGAUACUCAUGUCAUAGUUCGAAGAAGUUCUCCUCCACCGUUUUUUCUGCUACAUGAUACUGAAAAGCAACUAAGACAUUGAGCUUUUACUGUAAUUUAGGUGAACGAAUAAGUAUGUUCAGUAUCUUAUUUGCUAA
Messenger RNA from Beta vulgaris subsp. vulgaris (sugar beet), 2768 nucleotides. RefSeq lists its product as hypothetical. The coding region runs from base 560 to 2404 and encodes 614 amino acids. NCBI's taxonomy places the organism in Eukaryota, Viridiplantae, Streptophyta, Magnoliopsida, Caryophyllales, Amaranthaceae. The transcript is spliced from 7 exons. The record is from RefSeq and is a predicted model, not a curated record.